UAUUGUUUAAUUGACCGUACCAAUCUCCUCCUUGUCUCCGGUGCAGUUGCAAAUCUCUCGCACAAUGCUGCAAUUCCAAUUACGCGGAUAUCGUAAACUACGGGCUAUCGGUGGUCGGGACAUUUAGAUUUUAUGUAAUGGAUGUCGUGUGCAUGUUUAAUUCAGAUUGACUAUUCCUUCGAUAGAAAAUGAGGAAGGGGAGGCAUUCAUAGUCAGAAACACGCAGCAGGAAUUGAAGAAGAAAAACCAUAUAACUAUUAUGCCUUUUGAUAUAGUAGAUUUUCCUUAAGUUUGAUUUUGAACGAAAUAACUUUAAAUUUGUAAUAUAUUUCUAGAGUUUUGAUAAUUGACUUUGUUAAGCUGAUUGUGCGAUAAAUUCAUAUAGCGAUCGACAUGGAAAUUAUUCUUUGGAGGAUUACUCAGUUUAGAAAUGAAUUAUUGAUGUGAUGUAUGAAAUCUGUGAAACUGGAGCUUCUGCAACCUGUCAUUAAUUUUGUGAUGUAAGGUUCACACCUCAUCGUACAGAAAUAUGGAAAUAAUGGACACCUACACGUAAACAGGCAUUCUGAAAGGAAAGGGGAUUGGGGCUUGAUUAUGGAGCUGUCACCGAACAACGAUUCCAAUACUACCACAGUCUCCGACUUGAGUUUGGAACCAAGCAAUGGGCUGAUGGAAUUCGGACAUUGGUUUACACGUAUCCAUGGGUACGCCAGCUUGUUCACGUGUAUCUUUGGGAUAUUUACCAAUCUGUUCAACAUUUCUAUUCUGACUCGGAAAGACAUGUGGAAUCCAACAAACUGUCUGCUGACAUGGCUAGCGGUUUCCGACAUUCUCACCAUGAUCCCAUACAUUCCCUUCUCAUUGCAUUUCUACUGCAUUCACAAUUUUGAUGAAAUUUCUGAGGAGAAGUUCUCUGAAGGAUGGACAACGUACAUGCUCGUUCUCGUCAAUCUGGCAGCGACUACCCACACUAUUUCAAUAUGGCUUGGCGUCUCCUUGGCGGUAUUCAGGUUCACACAAUUGCGCAAUACAGCGAAAGGACCUUUGGCACGAAGGAGGAGCAUGCGCCAAGUGAAAUACACUACUGCAUUGGUGUAUAUUCUUUCUACCCUGUGUCUGAUCCCGAACUAUUUGACCAACAAGGUUGUGCAACAGAAUACAGAAACCAACAUGACGAUUUACGUCCUUAACGAUCUAAAAUUAGCGACCAAUGAAACCGAGGCGAUAGUCCUCGCCAACGUUCUGUCGUACGCCAUCGUCGCCAAAUUUAUUCCGUGUGCUCUUAUGAUCGUGUUCGGGGGUUCACUGUUGUACAGUCUCGGGAUAAAAGGACGACAUAGAAGAACGCGGCUAUCAGCUGGUCAGCCUCCGGCCAAAAGAGGGACGAAGCACUCAAAAACAACCAAAAUGUUGUUAGUUGUGAUUAUUCUGUUUUUAGUCACGGAAUUCCCACAGGGUAUCGUGAUUUUUAUGAGUGCCAUUGUUCCCGAUUUCUACAAGUCUGUGUAUGUGCCUUUGGGAGAUUUCAUGGAUUUUCUUGCACUUGUGAACAACGCCAUAAAUUUUGUAUUGUACUGUAGCAUGAGUAAUCAAUUCCGGUCUCGAUUUUUGGAGAUGUACUGUAACAAGAGACGUGGUUUUAAGUACACCAAGCGGUUUAGCUUUUCUUAUUCUUUGUCUUCGUUCACAAAGACAUCUGUAGUUGACCAUUCCCUGAAGAGGUGAAGCAAGUUUUCAGAAGUGCUGUAAUUGCCAAAAAACAGUGAUAAUCUUAUAAUCAAUCGUUUUUGUAUUAAAUAGAUUGUUCUAAAUGUAUCAUUCCAUUGUGAUAGAUUAAAAUGGUCUCGAAAGACAA
Ostrea edulis (European flat oyster) is the source of this 1855-nucleotide messenger RNA. RefSeq names its product G-protein coupled receptor dmsr-1-like. Gene Ontology annotation, molecular function: G protein-coupled peptide receptor activity. The record is from RefSeq and is a predicted model, not a curated record. The transcript has 2 exons. NCBI's taxonomy places the organism in Eukaryota, Metazoa, Mollusca, Bivalvia, Ostreida, Ostreidae. Bases 595 to 1725 code for a protein of 376 amino acids. Gene Ontology annotation, biological process: G protein-coupled receptor signaling pathway. Gene Ontology annotation, cellular component: membrane.